GAUCUAAUCAGUCAAAUCAGAUUCAUAUUAAAUAUUCCGAAGUUACUAUAUUUUCUGCAAAAGAAGAAAUAUUAAUUUACAAACUUAUUUCCAUGUUGAUUAUCAAUAUCUUUUCUUGUCAAACUUGAAACAUUCUUAAAAUGCAAAGGCUUAGAGCAAUGAUUAUACUAUGCCUUAUUGAAUUCUUUGUAUCAAUAUGUUUCUCAAUUAUAUCUCCAUUUUUUCCUAAAGAAGCUGAGAAAAAAAAUGUGCCUCAAUUUUGGAUUGGGACAAUAUUUGGGGUAUUCCAAGGAGUUCAGUUUAUCAUGUCACCAAUUCUUGGGCUCUAUAUGUACCAAAUAGGAAUAAAAAAACUUUACCUCUGGGGAAUAUUCCUUGAUUCAAUAUCCACCCUUUGCUUCGGCUUCACCACUUAUAUUCCUAUGUCCGCCAAUCCCGCGUACUUCGCUGGCCUGACUCUCAUGCUGAGAACUUUGCAAGGCCUGGGAUGCUCGGCUUACAUUACAGCCUCGUACGUGCUAACGGUCCACCUUUACCCCGAUAACAUCGGAACGGCUUUCGGGAUCGUUGAGACUUUUGCCGGACUGGGUUUCGCUAUUGGACCUCCUAUCGGUGGUUACCUAUUUAUGAAUUUUAAGAUGGAUUACCCCUGUUGGAUCCCAAUAUGGAUGCUGUUGGAAGUGGCGAAUAAAGAAAAAUUUGAAUAUCUGGGAGGUUACCCUUUGCCAUUCCUCGUUAUAGGAAUUAGUUUGCUGAUAUUGCUGAUCGUAGCCGCGCAUUCUAUCCCGUCCUUCGAAGAUGCCAUCACCGCUCGCCUUGCCACGCCUAUAAAAUGUUUACCCCGCCCAAAAUCGCCGACAAAUUGUGAGAAUCGGUCUAAUGGACAUUGCCUUCGCGGAGAUCAGCUGUUGCUCAAUUCCUCGAGUCGUAAUAUUGUAGAUGACCUCCCCGAUUAUUUCGCUAAAGGCAUAGGACGCGUCGAAUUUAUAAACGGCGAUAUUAUUGGCAACGAUCAUGGAGGCGAUUCAAUCUCUAAAAAUAAAAUUAGUCUCCCCAGCGAGAAUCACGCAAAUGGUGAAUCGGCGAAGUUCUCUGAUAACGGCGUGGGCGAUGACGAUCUAGAGGAAAAGAAUUCGGUAUUACUCAAGGCCCUCUCUUUUUUUUCCCUAUUCUAUAUGCAUUAUUCGAUUUCUCUGGAUUACCUUGUUAUGUUCGGGGCUUCCCUCACCCUCUCCUUCGUCGAUGCUACAUUGGAACCUCAUCUCAGGUCCGUUUCAGCUUUCUGGGGCCCGCAGUCUAACAACCCAUUCACCGCCGAAGAGUCUACUUCGUUUAAGGUUUUGACUAACGGGAAUUCAUCCAAAUUUCAUGAAUUAUUUCGCCCGAAUCACGAUCUCGACCCAACUUAUACAGCCAAAAAUUACCCUGACAUGAACCGUUUGACAAAUGCGACCGCUGUAAAUCGUCAUGACAAGCAUAUGCUAUUCCUGAUGUUCGACGAGCAUCCUCUGAACUCAGCGGCCGUGGGUAGCAUAUUUUUCGUUCUUUCGGCGACUUACACCGUGUUCGCCCUGAUUUUCGGGGCCCUGACAGAUAGGAAAACUAUGUGCGGGGUCAGAAUACAACCCUUCAAGAUGAUGAGGUAUGGCCUCAUCGUAUCUUGUCUCCUCUCCUCCAUAGCUCUUCUGUUAUCGGGUAUCCCGGUUUUGGAAAUAGCCGAGGGCGAAAACCCGAGACACUCCUACUCGUUUCUAUAUUCCUUGGUCUAUUAUUUUUUAUCGCUUCCGGUUCCCAUGCAUUUCGACAAGACGGCGUCUUUGAUAGCUCUGUGCACCUCUCAAGUCGUGUUGGGCUUGGCCUUCGCCUUGCAAAUUGUCAUGACGUUCGCCGACAUAACGAAACGGGUAUCGAUGGCUUAUUAUAACGCCGCGGCGGAAGGAGAUACUGGUUUGUGCGAGGAAUACGACGAAUUUUAUUCUAGCUCUUUACCCGAAUAUUUGGCGAACGGGAGUAAGGAGAAUCUAGUGGUGGCCAAUGGGGGCGGAAUGAGAGAUCGUGAGCUCAAUGCUAAAGACGCCGACAUCAAAGAUUAUGACCCUAAAAAAAUCGAGGGUGGUUGGGGAACAGCGCGUCAAAAUUUGCCAGAAAAACGGGCUCCGAAUCGUAAUUAUUCCAGCGAUGAUGGUAUUUUGAAUCAAAAUGGCGAAGUCUAUCACCGUAUUAUUGAUAGCCACGACCAUGUUCCCUGCUCUAAAACCCAUGAUUAUCGCCAUAUAGGUGAUGAUGACAUAAAAUUUAUCAUCAAACCUCGUUCUUCUGAAGAAGCUAACAACGAUUCAUUGAGUACUUUUGGUAAAUCGAGCGUAUGCCCAGAAACUACUUUGAUAUCCGGUCUUUACAGUUCAGCUAUAGCUGCCGGGGCAUUUAUUGGCCCCGUUUUAGCAGGGAUCAUGACCGGCCGAGCGGCUCGAUCUUACUCGUGGGCCGCGGACCGCAUCGCGCUUUUUGAAAUCGCCAUUUGUGCUUUGGCCACCGCGCUCACGGCCUACAAAGUAGGAGAUGGUACAGGAUUCUGAUUAUGCCUUAUAAAUGUUAUCAAAGUUCUCCCAAGGCCAUUAUUUUUUUCGUGGUGAUAAAAAACCCCCAAAGUUAGACAAAUUUCAAUCAAAGUUAGAUUAAUUUUAUCUUGGAUAGCAACUCUCACGUUUGUUUCUGAAAAGUGUAACGCGAUAGAAACCCAUUCAUUGCUUAGAUGGUCACAUCUGCGAAUUAUAGAUAUAUGGAGCUCAAGCUCCUGAAAAUAUUGCCCUCAUAAUUUGAAGGUGUUAAAUAAUAUUUCGUUAUCCGAAUUUUUACCAGUCAAAGAUCAACAAAUAUUAGCUUUUCCUGCGCAUGAGCAUUUGUUUUUUUUCCCGAAAUGGCAUUCGAUAUCAUAUUCCUUAACUCUGUAGGAAAAACCUGAUGGCUCCGAUACGAUCCUCUCUAUGGCUUCCCAUGACGCUGAUAUUAAGUGUUUAUGACUCGGUGUAUGGGAAGACCUUAAACUAAGAUUAAAAUGGGUGCUUACACCAUAUAAGCCCCGUUAUAACUGCCCCAGCUACGUUCUGCGAUUGUGAUCAACCUCUUUUUUUGAAAAAAAUUAUAUUUAUAUAUUUUUAUAAUUUAUAAGAUUACUAAAAUUUGAUGCAAUAUUUUUCCUUAUGCUCUCAUUUUAAAUUAUCAUAUUUUUUUUUUGUGAUUAUAUACUUGACGUCAGAAUAUUUGUUUACGAUUUUAUUUAUUUAUUUUUUAACUUGUUCGCCAUUUUUUUUUUUUUUAAAAACUCAAAAAUGUAAUUUAAUUACCGCGACUGUGAUACAUGAUAUUUUUAUUUA
This is a messenger RNA of Gordionus sp. m RMFG-2023, 3374 nucleotides long. RefSeq lists its product as uncharacterized. The transcript is spliced from 8 exons. Gene Ontology annotation, molecular function: transmembrane transporter activity. NCBI's taxonomy places the organism in Eukaryota, Metazoa, Nematomorpha, Gordioida, Chordodea, Parachordodidae. Gene Ontology annotation, biological process: transmembrane transport. Bases 141 to 2576 code for a protein of 811 amino acids. The record is from RefSeq and is a predicted model, not a curated record.